AGGGUCUGCGCAUAUCGCGUAACUUGAGCAGACUUGAGCUGGUGACGAACUGCUGCAUGCAAGGAAACAUCGUCUGGUGAAUGCCACAAUUCCACAACGGAAUUGCAUGUGACCCUCUAUAAUUAGAAAAAACCCACUGCGUCAACUAUGUCCAUCAGGAUACUCUAUUCAGGAAUCAGAAGACAUCUACGCAUUAACAAGGGAUUUACAGCUGUACCAGUGAGAUACUAUGAAGAUAUUCCUAAAGCAUAUCGCCCAUAUGGAAAAAAAAGGUGACGGAAAUUAUGGAUCAACACUUGGAAAACAAAAUGUUGGAUAUGUCAAACCAGUACGAGAAACGAUUCUCAGCUUAGCCAAAACCAUUCCCUUUACUGACAAGGACUCGGUCUUCAACAUUGCCGACUAUGGUGCAGCUGAUGGUUCUACUGCCAUGGCCAUUUUCCGUGAGUUGUUGGCCACUUUGAAAGACCAUCAUGGUCCCAACACCCAGUUCCAGGUUAUUUAUGAAGACUUGGAAAUGAAUGAUUUCAAUUCCCUCUUCAAACGUAUGUCAGGAAUCAUCCCUGAUCCGCCGUCCUACCUCCUGGAAAUGGACAAUGUCUAUGUCCUUGCUUCAGGGACAAACUUCUACAAGCAGUGUGUACCUUCAAACUCAAUGCAUUUCAUGAUGUCAAUGACGUCUGUCCAUUGGUUGUCAAGGACUCCAACCACCUUCAAGGACUCGAUUUACAAAGAUGCCAAGAGUAGUACUGAGGAGACGGCUGCACUAAACAAGCAAGCCGUGUUGGACUGGGAGACCUUUUUUACUGAGAAGAAGUAGAGAACUGAAACGGGGAGGCUUACUUGUCGUUGGUACCUGCGCUGAGUUUGAGGGCAGAAACGCUGGUGAUAGACACCUUCUAGAGUCGUUUAUAGGACUAUUGACUGAGAUUUGGAAGGAAUACAGUGGAACUGGUAAGAUCACAAAAGAAGAGUUCGUUAAUACAAAUUUGUCCCAUUGUUUGCGUAACAUGGAGCAGAUGACAAAACCAUUCGAUAACAAAACGUCAUCCGUUUCAAGGUCAGGAUUAACUCUCUUGUCAGCUGAAGCUGUAGUGAACCCUGAUGUAUUUUACAACAAUUGGAGAGAGAAGAAAGA
Messenger RNA from Haliotis rubra (blacklip abalone), 1138 nucleotides. RefSeq names its product benzoate carboxyl methyltransferase-like. The record is from RefSeq and is a predicted model, not a curated record. Bases 230 to 820 code for a protein of 196 amino acids. Gene Ontology annotation, biological process: methylation. The transcript has 2 exons. Gene Ontology annotation, molecular function: S-adenosylmethionine-dependent methyltransferase activity. Lineage: Eukaryota; Metazoa; Mollusca; Gastropoda; Lepetellida; Haliotidae.